Molecule: messenger RNA, 1302 nt
Organism: Schistocerca gregaria
Lineage: Eukaryota; Metazoa; Arthropoda; Insecta; Orthoptera; Acrididae
Product: odorant receptor 43a-like
Exons: 7
Coding region: 1-1302 (433 amino acids)
Biological process (GO): detection of chemical stimulus involved in sensory perception of smell; sensory perception of smell
Cellular component (GO): plasma membrane
Molecular function (GO): olfactory receptor activity; odorant binding
Source: RefSeq, a predicted model, not a curated record
AUGGAGCGUUGCAGCGUCGACCGAGACGCCCUGCUGGGUCCCGGAGCGACUCUGCGCCGCCUGAUGGGUCUGUGGCCGCUGCAGGGCUCCGGAGCCGAACGACUUUGCUCUGCCCUGCUGGGCGGUUUCUCGCUGCUCUUCAUCGCCUGCCCCGUGCUCUCUGCCGGCCUCAAGCUCUACAUGGACCCGCCACGAAAAAUUGAAGAGACGGCACUGUCUUGUUUCGUGGCUUUCAUUUGCAGCGUAAUGUGGAUCAAGGUUGCUCUUUUCAUCGGACAGAGAGAUACGCUUCUGCAGCUGGUGGACCUGCUGACGGUCGUCAGGAACCUGUACAAUAACGGUGAAGGCAACGAGUACACCAGACGUCGCUAUCACAGACUAAUCCAACGCGUCUAUUUAUUCUUACAGGCGGCGGCUGUGCCUGCUUUGAUGGGCUGGGUGUCGUCGCCGCUGCUGUCGCACAGUGUCCACGGAGGCGACCACCCAUCGCCAGACAGCAAACGACAGUUGCCCGUCUCCCUCUGGCUGCCGAUGGAAGUCCACACAUCGCCCACCUACGAGAUACUGUACGUGGCCCAGUCCAUCGGUCUAACCAUAGCGGCAGAAUCUACAGUCUGCAUCGACAUUUUCUUUUUCCAUAUGAUGCUGGUGAUAGGAGCAGAGCUCGAAGUUUUAAACGAGAACAUUUCUGCUGUGCAUAAACUUCGUAAGGAGACAGGAAAGUCAAAACGUCGAGACUAUAUUUAUGAAUAUCAGGCAACGAGUGAAACUACGAUGCUCUCUUGCGAUGACUCUUAUACAGCAGGCCUCCUAGAACAACGCUUGCAGCUGCAGCUGGUGGAUAACAUUCAGCACCAUCAGACAAUCCUCAGCUCCAUCUGCCUCUUGCAGACAACAAUGAGUGUAUCAGUCUUUGUUCUUCUGUUCAUCAACAUGGCCAACCUGUGUGCAAAUAUCUUUGUUACUGCUGUGCUGCUGCAGAGAGAUGGAAACAUUACGAAAGCUUUGAAAGCACUUUUAGCAAUUCCUCCCGUUCUGUAUGAAACAGGAAUGUACUGCAUGUUUGGACACAUCGUAACUGGUCAGAGCGAGAAGCUGAUGCAGUCAGCUUUUAGCUGUGGCUGGACAGAGUGCGACGUCCGUUUCAGACGAAGCGUACUCAUCUUCAUGACAACGACAGUGCGACCGGUCGAGAUCACAGUGGGCAAGAUGACCAAACUGUCUAAGCAGACGCUGCUCCAGGUGCUUAAUGGAACGUAUGCCCUGCUGAACUUGUUGUAUCACUUCCAUAGCAGUGUAUGA